AGAAACAAAGAAGAGCCUUGCUUGAGGAAUCAUGAAUGCUCCACCGCAUGACGUAUGUAAAUGGCAAUGGCGUAUUCAUCCUUCUCUCUACCAUUCGGUUGUCUUCUUCUUAGUAAGCAAAAACAGAAGAAGACGUAAUAGAGAAACUGAAAGAAAAAAGGGACAAAAAUUAAGCUGUCCCGGCAUUUACUCUUGUUUUCUACUAGCUUUCUCUACUUUUUUCGGAUCUUCCGAAAUGUAACCGCUUCAAUGAUAUCUAAGUUGCUGAUUGUAUCACUUCAACAUUGUGUUUCUUGACCUCUUUGUACUCUAUGACUGGAAUUAUGAAGAUUGCGGAUUUGAUUGCUGAGAAGACACAUUAAGAAUUACCAAAGCAAAUGGAUUUUUGCCUAUAAUUUUUUUCCUACUCAGAACUGACAAAAGGAAUCUCAUUCUUCUAGGAACAACGAAAUUGUACAUUGCUAUAUGCUUCCAAGAAGAUUUCCUCAGAUGGAUGCUAAUUCUAGGAAUGGAGGUGAGAGGGAUGAUGCUUCGCGAGGAAUUCUGCAUGACUUAUUGCCACUAAAUGAAAUUGAUCCAAGCACUCAAAAGUUCCCUUGUUGCCUUGUUUGGACUCCUCUCCCUGUGGUUUCUUGGCUUGCACCUUUUGUUGGACAUGUUGGCAUAUGCAGGGAGGAUGGUACCAUUGUGGAUUUUUCUGGAGAUAACAUGAUUCAUGUUGGUCAGCUCUUCUAUGGAACUGUAGCCAAAUACUAUCAGGUAGACAGACAGCAGUGCUGUUUUGCUCGCAACUUUGGUGGACACACAUGCCGUCAGGGUUACGUACAUGCUGUAUUUGGGACAGCAAUAAGUUGGGAUGAUGCUGUUCAGUUGUCUAGGCGCACCUUUGAGUACAGAAACUUCAGCGUUUUCAGUUGCAACGGCCACUCAUUUGCUGCUAAUUGCCUGAACCGGCUAUCAUUUAGAGGAUCAAUGCGCUGGAACAUGAUUAGCGUUGGAGCUCUUAUAAUGUUUAGGGGAAAGUGGGUCAAUCGCUGGUCAAUCUUGAGAUCAUUUCUGCCUUUCAUUGGGAUGCUUUGCUUCGGCUAUUUAAUGAUUGGAUGGAUGUUUCCAAUUGGUCUGCUCUCCUUUGUUCUUGCGACUUUUGGAUGGUAUGUCAUGAUCUGUUACUGUUGCAAGAUUGAGGAUGAUGAUUAGAACCUUGUGCUGUGUUGGUUCAAGUCUUUUUAGGUGUUUGAGAAAGACACUCAAAAGUGUUCUUUCCUGAAUAAAGUCUCUUCUUGUGAGAGAACUCUACUUAUUUUCUGUUGUAAUGUCAUGUGAAAACAUAUUAUAUUAGUUAAUGUCCAGUGUUGUAAUGUAAUGUUAAAACAUAUUAUGUUAGUUAAUGACCAGUGUUGUAAUGCAAUGUUAAAACAUA
Messenger RNA from Solanum stenotomum, 1420 nucleotides. RefSeq names its product protein REVERSION-TO-ETHYLENE SENSITIVITY1-like. The transcript has 5 exons. Gene Ontology annotation, cellular component: endoplasmic reticulum; Golgi apparatus. Gene Ontology annotation, biological process: response to ethylene; regulation of ethylene-activated signaling pathway. The record is from RefSeq and is a predicted model, not a curated record. The coding region runs from base 466 to 1197 and encodes 243 amino acids. Lineage: Eukaryota; Viridiplantae; Streptophyta; Magnoliopsida; Solanales; Solanaceae.